Messenger RNA from Symbiodinium sp. CCMP2592, 318 nucleotides. The record is from the annotation of a GenBank genome assembly. Lineage: Eukaryota; Dinophyceae; Suessiales; Symbiodiniaceae.
AUGGGUUGGCGUCCCGUGCAGAAUCUGGGGUGCAGGAAGUCCAAAGGCUUGUUGAUCCGCCUGGUGUCUCCGGCAUCUAGGGCAGAGGCACACGUCUCCCUGCAGAUCUACAUCUUGUUCGAUGUUUGCUCUUGGACUAGAUGGAGGCAGCAACAUCGAGACGGCAGGCACAACGAUCAUGACCCAGAAGCUGUCACUUCGCCAAGAGCUUGCGGCCGUGCCUCAUGUCCGAAUUGCUGGCGAGACCGGGCAUGGACUUCGUAUGCGGUGGAUGAUGGUGGAUGCUGGCUUGGCAUACUUUGGGAUCGGACAAGCUAG